Lagenorhynchus albirostris (white-beaked dolphin) is the source of this 1704-nucleotide messenger RNA. Its product is annotated as zinc finger protein 418-like. Gene Ontology annotation, biological process: regulation of transcription by RNA polymerase II. NCBI's taxonomy places the organism in Eukaryota, Metazoa, Chordata, Mammalia, Artiodactyla, Delphinidae. Bases 85 to 1704 code for a protein of 539 amino acids. The transcript is spliced from 3 exons. Gene Ontology annotation, molecular function: RNA polymerase II cis-regulatory region sequence-specific DNA binding; DNA-binding transcription factor activity. The record is from RefSeq and is a predicted model, not a curated record.
AACUUUGAAGAUGUAGCUGUGACCUUUUCCUGGGAGGAAUGGGGUCUCCUUGAUGAGGCUCAAAGAUACCUGUACCAUGAUGUGAUGCUGGAGAACUUGGCACUUAUAACCUCCCUGGGUUGUUGCCAUGAAGUGGAGAAUGAAAAGCCUUCUUUUGAGCAGUGUACUUCUGUUCAAAGAGUGUCGCAGAUCAGGAGUCCCAAGGCAGAUCUGUCCUUCAGAAAGGCCCACCCUUGUGAAAUAUGUGUCCAGAUAUUGAGAGAAUUUUUGUACUUGAAUAAAUAUCAAGGAACACAUUCAAAGCAGAAAUUACAUAGGUGUGAGACAUGUGGGAAACAAUUGUAUGUAAGCAUAAACCUUCAUCAGCAUCAGAGGCAGUGCAUUGGGGAGAAACCCUUCAGAAGAGAUGUGGACAGAACCUCAUUUGUGAAGAACUGCAAGUACCAUGUGUCAAGGAAGCCAUUAGUCUUCAGGGUGGUUGGGAAGGACUUCUUGGCCAGUUCUCAGUUUCUCCAGCAAUGGGCUACUCACACCUGGGAGAGGUCAAACAGCAGAGCCGAGUGUGGGAUGGCCUUUCAGAGGGGAAAAACUUAUCAUAACUGGGAAGAAUGCACAAAAGCUUUCAGUCCCAAACACACACUUGUUCAGCACCAGAGACUCCUCACUAGAGAAAUAUGUUUUAUGUGUAAUCAGUGUGAGAGAAGCUGUAACGUCAGUCAGCAUCAGAAAGUUUACAAUGGAGAAAGAACUUUUGAACCUGGGGAACAUGGGAUAUUAUUUAACAGAAAGUCCAACCUCAUUGAACACCAGAGAAGUAACACUAGAGAUAGGCCUUAUGAAUGUACAGAAUAUGGGAAAUCAUUUACUCAGUGCUCCAACCUCUUUACACACAAGAGAGUUCACAUGAAACAAAAGCCAUAUGAAUGUGAUGAAUAUGCAAAAUCGUUUAGCCAAAGCUCUACCCUCCUUCAACAUCGGAGAAUUCACACUAGGGAAAGGCCUUAUGAGUGCAAUGAAUGUGGUAGAACUUUUACACAAAACUCUGUGCUCCUUCAGCAUCAGAGACUUCACACUGGAUCAAGGCCUUAUGAAUGCACUGAAUGUGGAAAAUCCUUUGCUGUAAACUCCAGACUCAUUAAACAUAGGAGAGUUCAUACUGGAGAAAUGUCUUAUAAAUGCAGUGAAUGUGGAAAAACAUUUUGCCAAAGCUCUUCAUUCCUCCGACAUCAGAGAGUUCACACUGGAGAAAGGCCUUAUAAGUGUGGGGAGUGUGGAAAAUCAUUUAGCAACAAGUCCCAUCUCAUUGAACACCAGAGAGUUCACACUGGUGAAAGGCCAUAUGAGUGUGGGGAAUGUAGGAAAUUCUUUAGCAAGAAAUCCUACCUCAUUAUACAUCAGAGAGUUCACACCAGGGAAAGGCCAUAUAAAUACAAUGAAUGCGGGAAAUCAUUUAGCCAAAACUCUGCACUCCUUCAACAUCAGAGAAUUCACACUGGUUCAAGGCCUUAUGAGUGCACUGAAUGUGGAAAAUCCUUUGCUGAUAAUUCAGCCUUCAUUAAACACAGGAGAAUUCACACUGGAGAAAGGCCUUAUGAGUGCAGUGAGUGUGGGAAAGCAUUUGCCCAAAGUUCUUCAGUCCUUCGACAUCAGAGAGUUCACUGGAAAAAACUCAUAAAAGUAAAGAAAAUUUGGGAAGUUGGUUAG